Messenger RNA from Acaromyces ingoldii, 1656 nucleotides. RefSeq names its product putative TIF2-translation initiation factor eIF4A. Lineage: Eukaryota; Fungi; Basidiomycota; Exobasidiomycetes; Exobasidiales; Cryptobasidiaceae. The coding region runs from base 154 to 1353 and encodes 399 amino acids. The transcript is spliced from 3 exons. The record is from RefSeq and is a predicted model, not a curated record. Gene Ontology annotation, molecular function: RNA binding; RNA helicase activity; ATP binding.
CUACUCAUUGCCACCACCCCGGGGAAAGUAUAUCACUUCCCCUUUUCUUGCACCUUUACCAGCGAUAACAGCGCACUUUCAUCUACCCUUCAAGCCGUCUGCACAAUUGCGACUGCUUGACCGGUAGGAUAACAAAAGAAAACUUUUGCAAUCAUGUCGAAGCCUGAAGAGAAUGUCGACCUUCAAAUCGCCGACGGCGAGAUUGAGUCCAACUGGGACACGGUCACCGACAAUUUUGACAACAUGGACCUGAAGCCUGAGCUGCUCCGAGGCAUCUACGCUUACGGUUUCGAGCGGCCGUCGGCAAUCCAGGCGCGUGCCGUGGUGCCCAUCAUCAAGGGCCACGACGUCAUUGCCCAGGCGCAGUCGGGCACUGGCAAGACGGCCACCUACUCGGUUGCCAUUCUCCAGCGCAUUGACCCCGCCAACAAGAACGUGCAGGCGCUCAUCCUGGCUCCUACCCGUGAGCUGGCUCAGCAGAUUCAGAAGGUCGUCAUCGCCCUGGGUGACUACAUGAACAUCAACUGCCACGCCUGCAUCGGCGGCACUGCCGUCCGCGAGGACAUGGCCAAGCUCAACGAGGGCUGCCAGGUCGUCGUCGGCACGCCCGGCCGAGUGUACGACAUGAUCAACCGACGCGCCUUCAAGACGGACAACCUCAAGAUGUUCUGCCUUGACGAGGCCGACGAGAUGCUCUCGCGCGGUUUCAAGGACCAGAUGUACGAGGUCUUCCAGCUCCUGCCCCAGGACACUCAGGUCAACCUCCUCUCGGCCACCAUGCCCCAGGACGUGCUCGAGGUCACCAAGAAGUUCAUGCGUGAUCCCAUCCGCAUUCUCGUCAAGCGUGACGAGCUGACCCUCGAAGGUAUCAAGCAGUUCUACAUCGGCGUCGACAAGGAGGAGUGGAAGCUCGACACCCUCUGCGACCUGUACGAGACCGUGACCAUCACCCAGGCCGUCAUCUUCUGCAACACCCGCAGAAAGGUCGACUGGCUCACUGACAAGCUCCACGCCCGCGAGUUCACCGUCAGCGCCAUGCACGGUGACAUGGAGCAGGCCCAGCGAGAGAUCAUCAUGAAGGAGUUCCGCUCCGGAUCCUCGAGGGUUCUCAUCACCACCGAUCUUCUGGCCCGUGGUAUCGACGUGCAGCAGGUCUCGCUCGUCAUCAACUACGACCUGCCAUCGAACCGUGAGAACUACAUCCACCGUAUCGGUCGUGGUGGCCGAUUCGGCCGUAAGGGUGUUGCCAUCAACUUUGUCACGGCCGAGGACACCAGGAUGCUCCGAGACAUUGAGCAAUUCUACUCGACCGAGGUCCAGGAGAUGCCCCACGACGUCGCUGACCUGAUCUAAGUGUAGUCACUUAGACGUUCCCACCCAAAAGGAAAUCCUAUACUUUCCACUUCCUUCUUCUCCUCUUCUUUGAUUUCCCAUUUUGUUGGUCGGUCUUUGUCAGACUCGCCUCGUCGAAACGGACACAUACCUCAUUUGUGGGGUUGCCUUCCCUUUUUACCCAUACACCCACCGCCUCCUACGUCUUGUUGAUGCCAACGUCUCUGUCUUUUUUGUCUCCGCAAGAGAAAUGAAACGGUAGUAACGAGCCACAGAGUCAUGAAAUCAUGGAAAGAAUCUUCAUUCUGCUUUGGCAGGUACAGC